CGGCCUACAGUGGAAGAUGGUACUGACCGGGUGCAGCUGGCUUGUCCUUGGUGCCGCAUUCCUGCUUGCGGUGGCAGCGGAGAUCUCCAUCACUCCCGAGCCUGCCCAGCUGGCCGAGGGGGACAACGUGACACUGCUUGUCCGCGGGCUCUCUGGGGAAGAGCUGGCCUACAGCUGGUACGCGGGGCCCACGCUCAGCCUGUCCUACCUGGUGGCCAGCUACAUCGUGAGCACGGGUGACGAGACCCCCGGCCCAGCCCACACAGGGCGGGAGGCUGUGCGCCCCGAUGGCGGCCUGGACAUCCAGGGUCUCCUGCCCGGGCAUUCGGGCACCUACAUCCUGCAGACUCUCAACAGGCAGCUGCAGACCGAGGUGGGCUACGGACACAUGCAGGUCUAUGAGAUCCUGGCGCAGCCCACGGUGACGGCCAACAGCACGGAGCUGGUGGAGAGGCGCGACACCCUGCGCCUGCUGUGCAGUAGCCCCAGCCUCGCGGAGGUCCGCUGGUUCUUCAACGGCGACGCCCUGCCGGUGGCCCUUCGCCUCGGCCUGUCCCCAGACGGCCGCACGCUGACCCGGCGUGGCGUGCGCAGGGAGGAGGCGGGGGCCUAUCAGUGCGAGGUGCGGAACCCGGUCAGUGCAAGUCGCAGCGAGCCCCUCAACCUGACCGUGUACUUCGGCCCAGAGCGCGUGGCCAUCCUCCAGGACUCCACCACCCGCACCGGCUGCACCAUCAAAGUUGACUUCAACGCGUCCCUCACCCUGUGGUGCGUGUCCCGCUCAUGCCCAGAGCCCGAGUACGUGUGGGCCUUCAACGGGCGGGCCCUGGAGAAUGGCCGAGACCACCUCAACAUCAGUGGCAUGGCAGCUGCCCAGGAGGGCACAUACACAUGCAUUGCUAAGAACCCCAAGACCCUGCUGUCUGGCUCUGCUUCAGUGGUGGUCAAGCUCUCUGCGGCAGCCGUCUCCAUGAUGAUCGUGCCCGUGCCUGCCAAGCCCGUGGAGGGCCAGGACGUGACCCUGACAGUCCAGGGCUACCCCCGGGACCUGCUGGUCUACGCCUGGUACCGAGGGCCGGCCUCUGAGCCCAACCGGCUGCUGAGCCAGCUGCCAUCUGGGAACUGGAUCGCGGGCCCAGCACACACCGGCCGGGAGGUGGGCUUUGCCAACUGCUCGCUGCUGGUGCAGAAGCUGAACCUCACUGAUGCCGGCCGAUACAUGCUCAAGACCGUGACGCUGCAGGGCAAGACCGACACGCUGGAGCUGGAGCUGCAGGUGGCCCCGCUGGAGUAGCAGUGAAGCCGCCUCUGAGACCUCCGGAGAGAAC
Messenger RNA from Octodon degus (degu), 1328 nucleotides. It is a transcript of the gene Ceacam16, whose product is annotated as carcinoembryonic antigen related cell adhesion molecule 16. The record is from RefSeq and is a predicted model, not a curated record. The transcript is spliced from 6 exons. NCBI's taxonomy places the organism in Eukaryota, Metazoa, Chordata, Mammalia, Rodentia, Octodontidae. The coding region runs from base 17 to 1294 and encodes 425 amino acids.